Messenger RNA from Microplitis mediator, 7545 nucleotides. RefSeq names its product transcriptional regulator ATRX homolog. NCBI's taxonomy places the organism in Eukaryota, Metazoa, Arthropoda, Insecta, Hymenoptera, Braconidae. Gene Ontology annotation, molecular function: ATP binding; ATP-dependent chromatin remodeler activity; ATP hydrolysis activity. Gene Ontology annotation, cellular component: nucleus. The coding region runs from base 164 to 7276 and encodes 2370 amino acids. The transcript has 8 exons. The record is from RefSeq and is a predicted model, not a curated record.
GUAAACAGCAAUGGCUACAAGUUAAUGAAAAUCAAAUGAAAUAGCUGCGGAUGUUUAUUAAAUAAAAUAAAAAUAAAUACGAAUUUGUGAUUUUAAUUUAUUAUUUAAAUCGUUAGCUGAUAGUUUUAUAAUUUGAAAAAUUGUCAUCUGAAGAGGAUUCAUUAUGAAUAAUCAGAUCGAGUGUCUGGUAAAAGAAACUCCUGGUGAACUUUCGUAUCGCAAAGAAUUUUAUCCAAAUGCCAAGUCGAUAAAAACAGAUGAUUUAUCCUGCACGGUGUGCAAUGAAGAUCUAAUUGUCUCCAAGAAAUUAUUAAAUCAUCCGAUCUUGGGAAUUUUGAUGUGCAAGAAAUGCUACGAAAAAAAUAAAUCUCCGGAUAAAAAAAAAUGUAUGCUGUGUUUCGGAAGCGGGAAGAAGUUGAUCGAAUGCAAGAACAAAAAAUGUUCAUAUCUAACUUGCGAGGAAUGCGUGUCCAGAAUAAAUCCAAAAGCAAAAUCAUUUCACAAGCCCGGAAAAUGGAAUUGUUUUGCCUGUAACAUAACGCCCUUAUAUAAAUUACGGGGAAUAUCAUCAGCCGCAAUGUCGUCAAGUUCAACCGAAAAAUCAUCUAAUCAGCCAAAUAAACGGAUUAAAAAAAAUACAAUUAGUAAAUCUAAAGAUAAAAUAAGUAGACCUGUAGCGGAAACCCAAAAAAUAAAUGGACAAAAUUUAUCACGUUGUGAUUCAACUUCGAGUAGUGGAACUGAAUUUACAAAGACUAAAAUAAUCGACACAAAUUUAUCAUCAUCUCGUAUAAAUCAUCACGAUCUAAGCGAUAUAUCAGAUAACGAUGCGCAGGAAGACGACGCGUUGACUAAACGUCAGUUAUUUGAGCUUAAGCACAACAUCAAAAAAUUAUUUGACAGCAUGAAGGAAAUGGGGACUAAGAUGUUGAGAGACGUGGAAAAAUUGCAGCAAAAUUUUUACACGAAUAAACACAAAUACAAAUCAUCAGAUGUUAGGAAUAUUAUGUCUGAGUGCACGAGUAUGAUCCAGAGUGUCCAGGACUGCACGAGUACGCAGGAAAAAAAAUUAAUCGAGCGUCACAAAACCUGGUGCAGAAAAUCUAAAUUUAAAAAUACGCUCGCGAUGGACAGCCGGAAGUUUAAAAAAAAUCAGGACCCGGUCAAAGAAUCGGAUGACGAGAAACGAGCCUCGACUCCGGUUGAAAAAAAUUCUAAAUUUGUCUUGGAAAAAAGUAGCAGUCGAUUAGAAGUUUCUGAUUGUGAUGAGCAAAUUUUUUCUGAUGAUGAUGCUGACAAAAAUGACAGAGAUAAAGUAGGAGAUGAUGUGGAAGUUGAUGACUUGAAUCAAUCGAAAGAUUUAUUUUCUGAUGAUGACUUAGUUGCUGACAAUCAUGUUGAUGACACUGAUGUUGAACUAACUGUUGAACGCUCGCCAUCUAAAUCUAGUAGGAAAUCAUCAGAUGAAAGUGAUGACGGGAAUGAAGUCCGGAAGAAACGUCUGCUGAAAGUUAAAAAAAAGUCGGGGAAAAUUGAUUCCGAUGACAGUACGGACAGUAAUGGGAAGGAGAGACGUUUGUCUAGAAGUAAAUCGGAUAAAAUGGAGAAGAAAUCUGAUGGUGUGGGGGCUGAAGGAAGGAAAUCAUCGGAAUCUGAUGAUGGGAGAUCUGGUGACAAAGAAAAUGAGAAGAAUGAUAAAGAAUCUGAUGAUAUCGUUUUGACACCAGAGUCGCGGGUGAAGAAAUUAUCUUAUGAAGUAGACACUGAUAAGGAUGAGGACAAAGAAGACGAGCGAAAAGAAAAAAGAGCUAAAGAAUCUCUGCUGAAGUCUUCGGACUCUGAACUGACGGAGGUUGACACGGAGGGUAAAAAGACGGACGAGAAAUCUGGUUCUGAUUUGGAGUCUGAGCAAGAAGAUGAUGGGAAGAAAAAUGGGAAAGAUAAAAAAUUGAAAUCUGGUUCUGUAGAAAAUGAUCGUGAUGGAAAAAAAAAAGAAGAAGCUAAGAAAGUUUUGAAUUCUGCGGAAUCUGGAGAAGAUGAUGAUAAAAUAAAGAAACGAAAAGAAGAAGAAGCUAAAAAAAUUUUGUUGAAUUCUUCGUCUGAUUCUGAGGAAGAAAAUGAAGGGAAGAAAAAAAAUGAAGAUAAAAAUUCUAGAUCUAAUUCUGCAGAAGAUGACAGUGAAGAUGAUAAGAAACGGAAGAAAGAAGAAGAAGCUAAGAAAGCUUUGAUGAUUUCUUCUUCUGACUCUGAUGAUGAUGAGAAAAUAAAGAAACGGAAAGAAGAAGAAGCUAAAAGAAUUUUGAUAAAUUCUUCUUCUGAUUCUGAAGAAGAAAUAAAUAAGAAGAAAAGUGAGGAUAAAAAAUCUAGAUCUAGUUCUUUGGAAUCUGAUCAUGGAGAUGAUAAAAGUAAAAAAAGAAGGAAAGAAGAAGAAGCUAAGAAAGCUUUGCUGAUUUCUUCUUCUGAUUCUGAUCAUGAUGACGAUGAAAAAAUUAAAAAACAAAAAGAAGAAGCUAAAAAAAUUACGAUUUCUUCUUCUGAUUCUGAUCGUGAAGAAGAAAGUGAAAGUAAAAAACAAAAAGAAGAAGAAGCUAAGAAAGCUCUGCUAAAUUCUUCUUCUGAUUCUGAUCACGAAGACGAUGAAAAAUCGAAAAAACAAAAAGAAGAUGAAGGGAAAAAAAUUACCAUAAGUUCUUCUUCUGAAUCUGAUGACGAAAAAGAAAGUAAAAGUAAAAAACAAAAAGAAGAAGAAGCUAAAAAAGCUCUGCUAAAUUCUUCUUCUGAUUCUGAUCACGAAGACGAUGAAAAAUUAAAAAAACAAAAAGAAGAUGAAGGGAAAAAAAUUUCCAUAAGUUCUUCUUCUGAAUCUGAUCACGAAGAAGAAAAAAAAAGUAAAAAAGAAGAAGAAGCUAAGAAAGCUCUACUGAAUUCUUCUUCUGAUUCUGAUCACGAAGACGAUGAAAAAUUGAAAAAGCGAAAAGAAGAUGAAGGGAAAAAAAUUUCCAUAAGUUCUUCUUCUGAAUCUGAUCACGAAGAAGAAAAAAAAAGUAAAAAAGAAGAAGAAGCUAAGAAAGCUCUACUGAAUUCUUCUUCUGAUUCUGAUCACGAAGACGAUGAAAAAUUGAAAAAGCGAAAAGAAGAUGAAGGGAAAAAAAUUUCCAUAAGUCCUUCUUCUGAAUCUGAUGAGGAAGUAAACAGUAAAAGAAUAACGCGAAGAGCAGCGGAAGCUAAAAAAAUAGCAAAUGAAGUAGAGAAGGAAUCAGAUUCCGACAUUGAAACGAUUAGUUCUAAAAAUUCUUCCACAACAAAGUCAAAGAGAUUCCAAUUAAACAAUAAUAUCCAUUAUAAUAACGAUAAAAAAUUAAAAUUAAAAAGUUUAGUUAAAUUAGAAAGACUGAGCAAAAGAAUUUUAUCUCGCCACUCCAAAGCUUUGCGCUUAUCGAGGGAAUAUUUGGAAAACAAAAAAGUCUUAAGCCUGAUGUCACUCGAUGGCCUCGAGAAGAAGAACAAAAAGAAACAUCGCAGCGAUUCAUCAACAGACGAAGACUCCAAGCACUCGAGAUCGCGAAAGAAAACCAAAAUAUCAACCGAUGACGACACUCUGUUGGAUCACUUGAAAAAAGUCGAGACUGGGAACGGCGACAACGACAGCAGCAACUCCAGCAUGGAAGACGACGUCAGUUCGAAAAAUAACAAAAAUAAAGAACUUGAGCCCCAGAGUCUAGUCCAGCAGGCAGACAAAGUUGCCAAGGCCUCAAUUCUCGCGGACUCCGAGUCCAGUGACGUCGAGGAAACGCCCAUGGAGUUCAGUGUCGGGUCUCAGGACAAGAAGAAAGAGACAGAAAAAAAUAAAAGGAAUGAUAAAAGUGACCAAGAUGAUGACAAGAAAAGUAAAAAAAAUAAAGGCGACGAUUGGAAACGCAGCAAAUUAUUGACUGGCAAAAUAUUGGACUCGGAUUCAGAUGAAGAAAACGAGAAAGCGCAGAAAAAAUUAUCCCAGCGCAGCAAAAAUGACUCCGACAGCAAAGAAGAAGCCGACGAUUCAAUAAAACCCAAAAAAAAAUCCACAAGAACUCGGCGGCGUCGUUUGAAUUCCGACUCUGACAUAAAAAUCUCCGACGACUCGGACUCCACUGUCAAUAAAAACGACAAAGACGACGACUACUCCGACGACCUAAAGAAAAGUAAAAUCAAAAAAACGUCAAAGCGUAAAAACAAAUCCGAUUCAUCAGACUCCAGUUCCUCGCUGGUGUCUAAAAAAUCUAAAACAAAACGCCGCAGAAUCCGGGCCGUCGCGGAGGACAGCGAGGACAGCAGCGACGACGACGAUCUCUUUGGGUCUCAAGGCGGCGCGAAUAAAAGCGGGCGUAAAAAUAUUCGCAAGGUACUGAAAGACAAACACGUCGCCGACGGGACUUUGCAAGCCGCCAAACAGGAAGAAGAACGCAUCCGACGUAUGGCCGAGCGUCAGAAACUGUACAACGAAAUGUACGAAGCGCGGCUGGCCAGCGAAGCUAAAGUCGACAAACUGGUCCUCGACUUCGACGCCGAGACCAAGGAAGUGCUGCUGGAAGUCGACGAAAAUCUGGUGAAACGUUUGAAGCCGCAUCAAGCCAAAGGUAUAAAAUUUAUGUGGGACGCCUGCUUCGAGUCUCUCGAAAGGACCAAAAGAUCCGAAGGCUCCGGGUGCAUACUCGCGCACUGCAUGGGUCUCGGAAAGUCCUUCCAAGUCGUGACACUCUCCCACACUCUGCUGAUGCACAGCGAAAAGACCGGGAUAAACAAAAUUCUGAUCGUCGUGCCGCUCAGUACUGUCCUGAACUGGAUGAACGAAUUCAAAAUAUGGCUGUCGGAAGUAGAGAACGGGAACGACAUCGAGAUGUACGAGAUGACCAAAGCGAAGACGAACAUCGAGCGCAAGUGUCACCUGGAAAACUGGCAGCGCACUGGCGGCGUACUGAUUAUCGGCUACGAAAUGUUCCGUAAUCUCUGCGCUAUCAAAGGCAAAGUGCGCAAGAGCGUACAGGAAGCGAUACUCAAGUGCAUACUUGACCCCGGACCGGACUUGAUUAUUUGCGACGAGGGUCAUCUGCUGAAGAACGAGGACUCGGCGAUCAGCAAAGCCAUCAGACGGGUCAAGACCUUGAGGAGAAUCGUGCUGACGGGUACGCCGUUGCAGAAUAAUUUGAUUGAGUAUCACUGCAUGGUCCAGUUUGUGAAGCCGAAUUUACUCGGUACCAAAAAGGAAUUUUCUAACAGAUUCGUCAACCCGAUCCAGAACGGGCAGUUCGACGACUCGACGGAGUACGACGUCAAGCUGAUGAAGAAACGCGCGCACGUUCUGCACAAAAUGUUGGAGGGAAGUGUCCAGCGAUUUGACUACUCGGUUCUCACUCCGUUUUUACCCCCGAAGCAGGAGUACGUCAUCUCCAUAAGACUGAGUGACGUACAGGUCAAAUUGUAUCAGUAUUACAUUGACAAUUUCGCGCGUAAGCACAAAGGCGUAGGCGGGUCACUGUUCGCUGACUUCCAGGCGCUGUCGCGACUGUGGACUCACCCCUUUGUCGUUAAACUCCACACGGAAAACAGCGAGAGGCUGCAGCAGAAAAAACGCGACGCUGAGAGCGACUCCGAGGGUUCGCUUAAGGAUUUCAUUGACGAUGGCAGCGACACUGUCUCGUCUUCUAGUGAAAGCAGCGACAAUACCAGCAACGAAAGUGACGUCAUCGCUCUAGAUGACGAGGACGGUAAGAAGAAAAAUAAAAAAAAGGGUCCGCCGCCCAAAAGGGGCACGCGCGCUAAUCCUGUGGCUGAGGAAAUUCCCGCGGAACCCGAGGAACCGACUGUGGAAAACAGGCAGUGGUGGACUGAGUUCAUUAAAGACGAAGAUUUUGACGACAUGAGACUGUCCGCUAAGUUGAUUAUUUUAUUUGACAUCAUCAAGGAAGCGGAAGCUAUCGGCGAUAAAGUUCUCGUCUUCUCCCAGUCGCUUUACUCGCUGACGUUGAUUGAGAAAUUCUUGAGUAUGAUCGACGACGAGACGCAAAACGGCCGUGAAUUAGAAACUCUAGACAAACAUACCGGGUGUUGGGUAAUCGGUCAAGAUUAUUUCCGUUUCGACGGACAAACGUCCGCGGAAAACCGCAGCCACUGGGUAAAAAGUUUCAACAGACCGUCAAAUACCCGGGCGCGGUUGUUUUUGAUAUCAACCCGCGCCGGUGGUCUGGGUAUCAACCUGACGGCCGCUAACAGAGUCGUGAUUUUUGACGCCAGUUGGAACCCAUCUCAUGAUGUACAAAGUAUAUUUAGAAUUUAUAGAUUCGGACAGAAAAAACCCUGUUACGUUUAUCGUCUGCUGGCUGCCGGUACGAUGGAGGAAAAAAUUUACAACCGUCAGGUCACCAAACUGUCGUUAUCCUGCCGAGUUGUUGAUGAACUGCAGAUUGAACGUCACUACAGCAACAAUGAUCUAGCAGAAUUAUAUAAAUUUGAUCCCCCGGGUACGAAUACCCCGGACUUGGCGCUGCCUAAAGAUCGUCUGCUGGCAGAAAUAUUUUUACGUCAUAAAAAUUUAGUCGAGACUUUUCACGAACACGAUUCGCUGCUGGAGAAUAUCGCUGAGGAAGAGCUGGAUGCUGAGGAACGCAAGCAGGCUUGGCAAGAGUACGAAGACGAGAAGGCGGGCAAGCCUCUGGUUACACCGCAGAUGUUAAAUUAUCAGAACCAGCAGCAGAUGAUGCUGAUGCAGCAGUACAACAACCAGAUGAUGAACUCCCUGAACAUGAGUAACCCUGCGAAACAGGUCGAGUUGUCGCAGCUCAUGAGCAUGUUCCAGCAGGACUACCCCCAUCUUACGGAACACGCGCAAAGAGGCAUGGCACUGAAGGCACUCAGCAAUAUGUACAAUUACGUGGAGAAUCAGGUGAUCGGUCGAGGUCUGAAUCCCUCGAUUAUGACGAAUAUCGCAAAUCCUAGCAACCCGACUGCGACGUUGGCCAACGCACUUGCGCAGCAGGAGUACUCGCGCUUUCACUCGGGAUUCAACCAGCAGAAUCUCAGCCCGCAGCAGCGGCAGAUGCUCUACGCUCAGUCCUUCGGUAACGUUAAUUCGCUGGGGAAAAAUCCACAGGUGCCCGCUGGUGCUGUCAAUCCUAAUGCUUCGGCAUCGAAGUUUUCUAAUAAUGAUGACGAUAUUAUAGAGAUCCCUUCCAGUAGUAGUACUAGAGUAGGAGGAGUGACUCAAGCCAGUAGUAAUUCUCCCAAAAGACAGGAAGAAUAAGAAGUAUUUUAAUUGUUUUAUUUUAAUUACAAUUACGACUAAGUUAAUUAUAAUUUUCUUAAAAUAUAAAAAUAUAUAUAUUAAGGUAAUUUAAGAUUAACUUAAGAAUAAAAAGUAUAUAUAUUUAAAUAAGUAUGAUUGGUAUAAAUUAGUCUUUACUUCAUAAAGUCACUCAUGCUGGACAUAAUUUUCAUUAUAAUUAAAAUUAUUAAUUAUUUUUUCAUUUUGCCUUAGGACAUAAUUAUAUUUACAUCUUGUUUAGUUUUUUU